AUGGAUCCAUACAUGCAAUGUAGAUUGGCCUCACAAGAUAGUAUAGAAUCAUUUUCAAAUAUGUUAAUGAAUGAUAAUGGUGAAAAGAAAACUCAAGGCCCUACACAAAUGCGUGAAAUAUGGGGAAAACGGGAUGGAGAGAAGAUAAAAAUCACUUGCAACGAUUUUGGACAGCCAUAUGAUAAAAGUGCAAGCAAACUUUCAAGCUUUAUUGGGACAUUAGUACGGGAUGGAAAAAAUGCUCCAAUUAAUUAUAAAACUUGGCAUGAGGUACCUGCUAAAUACAAACUUGGAAUGUGGAAAAUCAUACAGGAAAAUUUUGAAAUUCCUCCUCAUGCUAAGAAUUGGACUUUCAGAACUUUUGGAAGGAAACUUAGAGCUUGGAAAUCUUAUCUAAAAAAAACUUAUUAUUUGGAGCACUUAUCUUUUGAGGAGCAAAAGAAAUAUAAAGACAAACGAGUAUAUGAUGAUCAAUGGGAGGAACUAAUAAAAUAUUGGGCAACAGAAAGUGCAAUGAAAAAAGAUGGUGCAAAGAAAGAAGAACUGAUUGAAGAUGCAUCAAAAGAAAAGAGUAUGAAUGACGUUUUUUCUGAAGUUAUGGGUAAAGAAAAACAUGGAUCAGUUCGCAUGUAUGGAUUUGGUGUUUGCCCAUCUGAUGCGUGGAAGGAUAAAUCAACUUGGAGAAGAAACCAAAAUGAGUAUGUAGAUACUCUGCAGCUAGAAGUAAAUGAUCUAAGGUCUCAAGUUCAAAUUCUUACUAAGACUAUUUUGAGCAAGCAAAAUAAUGGCAAUGAUAUAUCUACACUUCAGCCAUUACAUUAUAAUGAAAAUGCUACAUCUUCACACCUGGCCAUAAAUGCUAGUACCUUACAUAACAAAGAAACUCAAUGUCAACUAUGGUUUUCAUCUUCAGCAUAUGAUACUCCUGUUGUUGAGGUUGGAGAAGUAGUCAAUCUUAAGAGUGUCACUAGUGAGCCUGAAACAAUUGCUAUUGGUAUCGUUUUAAGUAGAGAUCCAUCAAAAGAAGUUGGAGGAAAAAAGCUCGGAUCCUUUUUUUCUGAAGUUAUAGUACAAGUUCCUAUUAAGCCUGACGAACAACUGAUUAAAUCAUAUGGACAUUUUAAGACAAUUGGUCAAGUUGUGGGAGCCCCUAUUGCAUGGCCAACAACAUUUGUGAUUCCAAGGAAAUCAGAUACACAACUUGGUGACUCAAUGCUAUGA
This is a messenger RNA of Humulus lupulus (European hop), 1221 nucleotides long. RefSeq lists its product as uncharacterized. NCBI's taxonomy places the organism in Eukaryota, Viridiplantae, Streptophyta, Magnoliopsida, Rosales, Cannabaceae. The coding region runs from base 1 to 1221 and encodes 406 amino acids. The record is from RefSeq and is a predicted model, not a curated record. The transcript has 8 exons.